Molecule: messenger RNA, 1186 nt
Organism: Mugil cephalus (flathead mullet)
Lineage: Eukaryota; Metazoa; Chordata; Actinopteri; Mugiliformes; Mugilidae
Gene: dnph1
Product: 2'-deoxynucleoside 5'-phosphate N-hydrolase 1
Exons: 3
Coding region: 638-1186 (182 amino acids)
Biological process (GO): deoxyribonucleoside monophosphate catabolic process
Cellular component (GO): nucleus
Molecular function (GO): 5-hydroxymethyl-dUMP N-hydrolase activity
Source: RefSeq, a predicted model, not a curated record
UAAUAAUGUCCAAAUGUCCCAAAUCUCUAAACUGUCUUCCGUCUCCAUAGACCGAAUGUAGCCUCGCUGUUCCUUAGCAACCACUGACACAUCAUGUCCUGAUUGGUUGAUGGAUGCAUGUUUCCACCAAUAGCAAAGGGGCUGUCGUGUUGUGUUUUUAGAUCAUUUGAAGCGGACUAGCUCUCUCCUCUGGCCGGGUUUCAUUUUCACCGUAGAGUAUCCAGGAAAAAAUAUUAUUUGGCUUUAUUUCACCAGAUCGAUCCCAUUGAGAUACAGAGACCUCUUUUCCAAGAGAAGCCGAGCAAAGCUGCGACAAUUAAGAACAGACAGCAGCUCGACACAACACAAAUAAAAUACACAGAAGAUAAAAACAGCAGGACUAAGACUCGGAAUUUACAUUAAAACAAGGACAAGUAUGAAAUGUAGCUGUUCCGAGGGUUAGAUUCAGGGUUUCAGCGAUAGAACCAACCUGUUCCUGUCAGACUGAACUCAGGGAAACAAACUCUCCACGUUUACGUAACGACGGAGGCACGUAACGACGGAGGCACGUGACACUGGCGCGCGGGAAGUCUGGGUACGAAGUCCGAGACCAAAGCUUCUGUAGAACCCGGUAGAACGAGUUAGAUCAGGCGGAGCCAUGAAGGUUUAUUUCUGCGGCAGCAUCAGAGGCGGGAGAGACGACGCCCCACUUUACCGGAGGAUCGUGACCGCGCUGCAGACCUACGGGAGCGUGCUGACGGAGCACGUGAGCAGCCCCGAGCUCACCGACAGAGGAGAGGACGCCACAGCCGCAGGAGACCGCUACAUCCACGACCGCGACGUGGACUGGAUCCGACAGUCUGACGCCGUCGUUGCCGAGGUGACGCAGCCGUCGCUGGGUGUCGGCUACGAGCUCGGCCGAGCCGUCGACAUGAAAAAGAAAAUCCUGUGUCUGUUCAGACCGUCAUCAGGACGCGGUGAGUCACUAGAUCCAAUAUGGCCGACAGCCAAUCAGCUGUGUUCAGAUCCAACAUGGCCGACAGACAAUCAGCUGUGUUCAGAUCCAAUAUGGCCGACAGCCAAUCAGCUGUGUUCAGAUCCAACAUGGCAGCCAAUCAGCUGUGUUCAGAUCCAACAUGGCCGACAGCCAAUCAGCUGUGUUCAGAUCCAACAUGGCCGACAGAGAUCAGCUGUUCAAUGUUGGUAA